ACACACACUCACACACAACUUCGUAGCCUUUCAAAGCGAACGGUGGUGCGUGCGCGUCGUCCGCGCGUCGUUGUUUCGUUUUCUCAUUUUUCGUUACUUCCACACACAACCACACACACACGCGCUGGUCCAUACUUUUAGUGAAAAUUAUCAAACAAAAUCAAACAGCAAGUCGUUGCGGGUGAUACUAGAAGCGGCUAGAAAUUGCCCUCCCUGUUGUGGUCGGCAAGCGACCUUUCCCAGUGGAAAUGCGGCAUGUGUGGUGCUGAGUGAGUGAGUGUGUGUGCUUUUUUUGUUGUUUGGUGUGGAGCUAAAUUUGUUUUGAUAGUGUGAUAUGAUUUUGGAGUGUAUGGGUGCGUGUGUGCGGGAACCAGCGCUCUACUCGUAGCGAGCUAAACGUGCUUCCAAGUUGGGAAAUUGGCCGACGCCUCGUACCGUGGCAAAAGAGCCUUGGAAAUCGUUGGAAAAAAGGUGUGGAAAUCGCGUGCGUGUGUCGGUGGCGCGUACACACAGCUGGCCUUUGCGGGGUGGCUGAAGGUUUAGUUUUUGCUUGUUUGUUGCUCUUCUGUGUGUUCGAUUCGGUGUGAUGCAAAACUAGGCACAAGCGCAAGGAGAGGAUUGCAUGAAGAAAAGCUUCUACGAGCGGCAACCACAGAAGGAUACACAGAGCGAAAAGGAUAACGUUGCGUGCGUGGUGGUGCAGCUGUGAGAGUUCAAGGUCUUGCAGAUUUCGAAACGGUUCCUGUUCGUUCCUGUUCCGGGCCACAGUCGUACAAGAAUCAGCAUUCAACAUUGAUUGUGCAUGAAAAGCUAUAGAUGAAUAAUUAAAGCUGAUCUUCCGGGUGAAACAAUAAUGCUUCCCAUCAGCUGGUCGUGAUUGCUAGUGGGCAAAAUUCCGGCCGGAACGAUUGAAAUGAUACUGCGUGGUAGGUGAAGCGUGGAAAAGAUACAAACGCCUCCGACCACCUCACAGCUGCAUGACGCAGUCGUAACUACAUACCUUCCUCCCCAACCUCCCCAUUUUGGCCUUUCCCACGAUGGAGGACGUAAAUCAAGAAUCUACCAUACCGGAGGUACCGCUGGCCACCACCACCACCAGCACCACCGAUGAAACGCAAGCACCGAACGGCGACGACACUGAGACCGGCGAGAAUGAGACGGAACUGGAGAAACUCGUCGGGCAGGACGUAGACUCGACCAAAUCGUCGAUGGAAAGCUCCUUCACCGUGACCGACUGCAACUGCUCGUCGCUGAUCGAACGCACGGACCAGCUGGACGCGAACGAGCUGCAGCUCGACGCGAAGGUGACCGAACUGAUUGAGGAUCUCAUCAAGCCGCCGACCACCACCGGGCCGAAUGGACCGGCCGGGUGUGAGGAAAAGUUUAAAGUUCUCACGAUCGCCGACGAGGCGGAGGAGAGCGGCGUCAUCGCGGGCAAGGGAGCCGGGGAUGGUAGCGACAGUGGGGUAGAAUUCGGGGCCGGAUCCGGUUCGCUUACCGACACGGGCGUGCUGCAGCGAGCGCUCAGCAACAACAGUGCCGGUUACGCAAGCAGCUGCUGCGGUUUGGACGGUGAGCCGACCGGGAUGAGCAUGUCGUGCAACUCGAGCAUGAUAAGCUACAGCUCGGAUAUCUACGACAAGACGGGCAAUACGGUGGUGCUGUGCGGGCGGCUGAGCACCGACUACUGUGCGAGCGAGGGCGGCAGCGAAAGCUCCUCGGUGACGGGUGGGCCCGUCAGCUCGGCCCUGCGCAAGGCGGGCAGCACGAUCAAGAAGAAGGUGGCGGUGAAGGAACCGCCCUCGAACCGGUCGCCGCGCAAAUCGACCGAGAGCGUGUCGAGCAGCGGUCGGAGCAGUUCCCGUUCGCGCGGCUCUUCGCUCGGCCGGUCGGUGUCGCUGAAUCUGAAGACGAUACCGGCGUCGGCGGCUAAUGUGGCGGCGGCGGCAGCUGCCAGGGAGCGGGCUCGUUCGCGUGAUAAAUCAGCCUCAUCGGCGGUGGGGGCUGCAGGGUCUCCCAGCGUCAUGUCUACCAGCUUGAAUCGUGCUCUGCAAACGCCCACCAAACCGAUGCCACCGCCGAGACGCCCGCUGAAACCGGACUCGCUUCCGACCGGCAUUAAAGACUCACCGUCCGGCCAGCGAGUGACCGUGUCGCGCACUCCGUCCAUUACCCGUGGUCGAACGCCACUGGGAACGCCGACGGACGAUGGCAGGUGGCCGUCGGUAGGCGGGAAGGGUGGCGUGAGCUGCAGCGGUGGCAAUACGACACCUCGUUCCAUGCGAGCAAGCUCCGUCGCACCGGACGGAGGCACCAUGUCCAUCAAAACACGCAUCGGACCACUAUCGCUGGACGGUGGCAAAGGUGGGACAGCAACCGGAUCGCCCAUGAGUCUGCCCAGCGGAGUGGAUAAAUUUGCCACCCUGCCCCGGCGACGCAAGGAACGCUCGGCGGAGGAUCUGAAGGCUGGCGUCGGCGGUGCUGGAUCCGGUUCGCGCUCAAACUCGGUGACGCGCGACCAGUCCACCAAUCGCAUGGCAGUGUCACUGUUCAAGAAGCUUCCCGCGAGCAGCAAAGCAGCAGAUCAGGCAAGCCCUGGGAACAAAAUAUCAGCCUCGUCGCAUCCACGGCUCGCUGCGGCCACGAAAAAGCUCAUCCACAAGACGAAGAUCUACCACGAGACGAGCGUCCAGACGGCCAUCACCGGCAAGGACGUGGAGGACGCAUUCGGCGGUAACGCUCGCACGGUGCGCAUCGAUGCAGCCGAGAUGGUCAGCAAGCAGACACAGUCCGACAUACGCGACAAGGAGCUGGAACGGUUGGAGGAAAAGCUGAAGAAGGUGACGGGCGAGUACACGUCGCUCAUGUCGAAGCUGUCGGAGAAGUCGCAGCUGGUAACGUCGCUCGAGCAGAAGCUGCUGGUCGAGCGGGAAGAGAAGCUAGCGGCGCAGCGCGAGCUCCAGAACAACACCGACCGUGUGCUGGGCAUGCUCGAGUCGAUGCAAGCCAUCCCGGCGGACAGUGGCGAUGGCGGGGAGUGUGACAGUUUGCUGAUGCUCGAAUCACAGCUCCAGCUGUCGGGCAAUGUGCUGGAGAAGAAGCAGGAAGAGAUCGUGCGGCUGCAGACGAUCUGCCGGGCGCUGCAGAUGGAUAUGGAGCGGUCGCUCAAGAACCAGGAGGAGCUGCUGCGCCAGAAGACUGAGCUGGAGGAGGAGUCGAGCGAGAUGCAGGACUUCCUGCAGGUGGAGAAGCAAUCGUGCAUGGACGCGCUGAAGGAGGCGGAGCAGGAGGUGAGCAUGCUGCGGCAGAGUUUGCUGAUGAAGGAGGGCAACAUCGAGCGGCAGCAGGAAGAGUGUCGCCAUCUAGUCCGAAUAGCCGAGCAGAGGAGACAAGAAUAUCUGGGAAUGCAGGCCAAGUACAAUGCUCUGGAGAGUCGCUCGAAGGACAUUCUGCUGCAGCAGGGCGCUGCCGUGUCGGGAGCGUCAGUCGCAUUGUCAGGACUCGGAUCUCGACUGGACAACUUGGUCGAACAGUUGAUCGCUUCCUACAACAUCUCAGAGCAGGAUCUCGAGGACGUAAUCUACCACAACGAGGCGUACACGAAUAGUGCGAGCAGUGGCGAUGGCAGCCCGGAGUACGAGCAAUCUUCCGAUGCGUACUCGGGCAAACAGCAUCACCAUUCGCAGCAGCAUCAGUACCAGCAGCAACAGUCCCCGGAAUCCCACUCGGCAUCGGCGAAGGGAGGCGCAAAGGCUACCGUACCACUGUCACCGCAGCGUGGCCAAUCGUUCAUAGCGGCCGUCAUCAGUGCUAUCAAGAACGCGACCAGUAAGACGGCCACCACAAAGUCAGCGGGAGCAACCACGAAUGGAGCAAACGCUGCAAACAAGGAGUGCCGUGAAACAAAUGGCCACGAAUCGGACUCGACAGAGAUGCUCGACUCGGAGACGGAACCGUGCCUCAUGAUGGACAACGUGCUGGAGGAUGUGACGAUGCCGGACUCGCAUUCCCACAACAUGGUUUCGUCGUCGACCCGCAUCUCGCAGAUCGAGAUGCCAUCGUCGCUCGAGAGUGGCGUUGGAGCGACCAGCAACGCGAUGACGAUGGCGCACGACGAAUCGCUCGAUAAUCUUUCGCAGGCCAUCGCUAACCGGCAGCAGAUCGAGCUGCAGUCGAACAUGAUCGCUAGUGGUCGGUCGUCACGGUUCCACCAUUCGGUCGGUAGCAACAACGACCAGCAGCAGCAGCAGCACCAGCAACCGUCUCGCAACACACCGUCCGUGGUAACGUCGGCGGCGGCAGCUAUGACGACCGCUCCGGACCACACGACCGCAAGCCACUCUUCGUCGCUGGACGACGAGGAGAACAGCUGCUGCGCGGAGGCGUCGAUGGCCGAAAUGCCGUCGAUUUGCGAGUACUGCAACGCGCAGUCGCUGGUGGAUCAGGUGAUCGAUGUGGACAAUCUGAUCACGAAGCUGCUGAAGGUGUUGCGGAUCGUCCAGAUGGAUAAUGAUCACUGCAUACAGGAGCUGAUCAAUCAUAAGAACAAACUAGCGAUCUCAAACGAAGAGAUUCAGGACCGUGUGAAGGAGUACGAGGAGCUGAACUACAAGCUGCAGGACGAUCUGAAGGACGCCUACCAUCAGCUGCAGGUACGAGGCAGCGAACUGAGCAGCAACAAGGUGGAGUUGCUGAAACACCGACAAGAAAUUGAUAAAUUAAACGAAGACAUUUGUCAGUUAAGCACACUGUGCAGUGAUAGCAAGCAGGCCAAGAAGAUUGUGAUCGAUCGGGAGGAGAUCUUGAACGCAUUUAAGCUCUGCAACGAGGAUGGUGUCGUGCCGGAGCAGGAACUGUCCCAGUUUAUCGUUCAGGCAUGCACUGAGAUUCCCAAACUGAAGGCCAAGCUGUUCGAAAAGGAGCAACAGCUGGCGACGAUGGCAAGCAAUGCCACGAGUGGGUCCAAUUUCGUGAUGACGGCCAGCUGGCACCAAGCGCUGAGCGAAGCGAAACGACAGUACGAGGCGAUCGAUCGCGCUUUGGAGACACUGGACAGCGUCAAAGCGAUCGUACAGCAAACACCGGCCCUGAUGGAGCUGCAGCGCGACCUGGAGGAGACGAACUUUGCUUCCGCGUCCAGUUUUCCGCUCGUAACGGCGGCGCAGCUCAACCAGCUCAACUGUGGCCAGGUCGGUACGAACGGCAAUGGGGCCGGCGUAAACGGCAACGGUAUUAUUGAUCUGAAUGCCAACGAAACGACGCUCGGCAACGAGGCGGCAAGUGUGGGGGCCGAUCCGAGCUGCUACAUUGACUCGACUGCUUAAAACUUAACGGAAAUCAUCAGCGGGGGUAGAUAGAACGCUUUAUUUAUUACUACCUUCUCUCUCUCUCUUUAGACAGACAGGCGGUAGCAUUCAUUUUACUUUAAUUGUUUACCACUCGUGGGUCUUUUCCGUCGAGGAUGUGAUGGAGUAUUAGUUUUCCGUUUUUUUGUUUUUGUGUUAGUGUUUUUUCGUUUAUCAAAACAAGCAUGAUAUUAUCAUCAUUCAUAUUCGAGCGCAUGGUCCAUAGUAACUGAUUGCAUUUCGUUUUGCUACACUUAACUCUGGGGCAGCACGUAAGUGGCGACCGUCAUGAAUAGUGAACCAUGUUGAACCGAGAUUAGAAACGUUAGCAAGCGUAGCAGCAAGUAGCAAACAAGGUAACAAUGUCCCCCCUUCUCUAGUUCGAUAGUUAGCAUUAAUCGUAGAGGUAUGAUUGUGAUUUGCUGUUCUUGAUGCUAUACAGACUUGAAUGAAACGAUUAUUGGACGGGAGAUACAAGAUUAGAGCCAAUAGGAAGGUGUUGUUACUCGAGACAAAUAAGUGUAAAGAUAAUAAUUUAUUUCCUAAUCGCAUUUCGCAAUAGAGCACUGCAUACAGCUACUUCCUGUUCCGCUGGUAGGGUAGAUGAGGCGUUACGUUGUAGAAUAAAAAAGAAAGGGAGGGAAUUAAACAAAACGGUCCAUUUAUCCAGUGUCCCACUCCAGCACCUCGAUCGACUACUGUGUUCGUUAGCCAUGUGCACGUUCCACACGGGAAGCGUACGACAGUAUAUUUCCACUUAUACUCCGUUGAUAGUUCCAUGCCGUACGAUAUAGCUGUAGAGAAUAUUGAUUACUUCUAGUAUUCCUUCCAUAAGAUAGGUAGACACGAACACUCCCUCAGUUGGCAAAUGUAGCGUUUGAAAAAUGAUUGAAAUGCUGGAUUUUAAAAUGCUGGAAUUGAGUGUGAUGAGAAGUAACGACUAAACCAGCAGUAUGCCUUUAUUGGUUAAUGGUUUUCCCUUUUGCUUGUGCUUGUCUACACCAUCGCAUGAGACGCAGCGUGUGACAAAUGUGAUGAACUGGAGUGGAACUGAUCCCCUCAUUCUUCCCCCAGCAAGUCACCGAUACUUCCGAUUUUAAUUGUUCCAUUUGUUUCCUUUUCUCUAGCAUUUAUUAUAGUCUUUUCUCGGUGUAGGAGAAAACGCAUCUAUAUAUAAUAAGCUUUUGACUGCAGAGAGAUGAUUUCGUAUCCCUACGAACGGCGGACGCGGUCGGUCCUUUCCCUGUAUAUGAUUUCAAAUUAUGUGUUCGGUUUUUUUUUCUGUGGUUCAAAAUUAAUCCCAAAAUUUAACUGCUCCCGGGAGCGCUCUAUUUCUUGUUUUUGCUUUGUAAAUAUUUUCUGGCAGUAAAUAUGGUGGUUUAUUUAUGUUGUAAACGUGUAAAUUUGUAUGAUAUACUUUUAUGUUAUGGUUAUUUUUGUUUUUUGUCUUCUUCUUUACCUUUCUUUUAACAUUUGUGUGUAGUCUCACUGUAUUUUAGUUAGCAUUUUAUACUUUAAUUUGGACUUGUAAAGAAACGUUUCUAUUUUCUCUGCCUGUUUCUCACCACCUUUCACUGCUCCGGGAUAAUGCGUUCGUUUUGGCACUACUGGGCAUUUUACUAUGUACAUGUACACAAACUAAACAAAAAAGAAAAACGAACUGCUCUAGCUUUCACACAGUUUGCACGAUGUAUCAAACUUUACAGAAAACAAAGAGCAAGCAAUAGGAAGAGAAAAUAGUGAAAAUCAGUGUCGCACAAGCGCGGCAGACACUCACACGCACACACACAAUCAAUGCGAUGGUGUAGAUAAGCGCAAAGGAAAGGGAAAAUGUAUAGAGGGAGGAAAAAUAACACAUUUGAAUAGUUUGCUUCCGAACUGAUACUGAUACUGGCAAGUCGUUACAGCAAAAGUCACACUGAGUCACAACACUCAAAACCCGCAUUAGGACUGGCUAGCGGUAAUGUAAUUUCGGUUUUUAAACUCUCUUAGCUAAAACGGAUACUCCAAUCCACGCGCGGUGGAAACACACAAUUCGUUCGAAUUUAACUAAACUAAGCAAAACAAGGAACAACAAACAAAUAAAAACACAAACCUAAACGAGCCAAUUGAUUAGAGAAAAGGAGCCUUUAAAGCAAACGUGACAGCGGUGGCAACGUGGUGUGCAUGUAUUAAGCUAAAUGUUAUAUCCUUCAAAUGGAUGUUCCCAAUCUGUCCGUAAAGUAACGAAACAGACUAGACAUAAAUUUACUUACCCGUUGCGAAUGAACGAACAAAAGAAAGUAACCGAUCAGUAAUCAAAAAAGGCCAUUUGCAUAAGAGGAAUGCGAGAAGGCGUGAAGAAGAGAGGAGGAGCAGGGUCAGGCGAGUUAGUAUGUUGUUGGUAAGUGUGGUGUAAGUCGAAGCUAUACUUAGUUUUAAACCAAUAGCGCUGUACCGCUGCGAAUAGUUGAUAAAACAAAACCAUGUUCGACAUUAGUCAAACUUCGUAAGUUCUUCGGGACGGUUAAACAAAAAAAAAUACUACGGACAGCAACUUUAUCCAACUAUUUUGUGAAUAAAAGUAAAAUAAAGCGCAAA
Anopheles coluzzii is the source of this 7925-nucleotide messenger RNA. RefSeq lists its product as uncharacterized. The coding region runs from base 1038 to 5324 and encodes 1428 amino acids. The record is from RefSeq and is a predicted model, not a curated record. NCBI's taxonomy places the organism in Eukaryota, Metazoa, Arthropoda, Insecta, Diptera, Culicidae. The transcript is spliced from 10 exons.